GUUCUGAGGAAGUGCUUCUGAUCAACUACUAACGAUUCAACUGCUUGUCAAGCAAAUCCUUCGCUGCUACUGUAUUUUUCUCUCUUCACCACAGUACAGUCCUGCCGCGCCAGAACUGACCGAGCGAUAGACCUGGAUAGCAGACACUACUGACUUCUCGUCGAAUCAUUCAAUGUAAGCUACCAUCGUAUCGUCAACACUCAUACGCAGACUUGGCUGUAUACUGCUUAGUACAUGUACUACAUAGCCGUCUGCGGCUCGUGCUAUUCUGCCUUAUUCGAGAACCUCCAUUAGGAUCCGAUCUCCGUCCAAUACCCAUCGUUAGACUACAGAUCCAUCGUCGAAUUCCGAGACUCUCUUGUUGCCUGACAAGUGGCUGGCCAGUUAUAUACUCAGUCAGGUCUCCACUGUCACCACGAAAUAAACAAACACGAAAGCGAAAGUUUCUUGUUAUUAGGAGGAGUGCAUAUCUCUGCAACCUUUCAUCUGGUUGACUCAACUCUCAUCAUGGCUUCGAAUCGUACCCGCCGCAUUGCGAAAGAGAUUGCGGAUAUCCAUAACGACUCCUACUCACAAGUUACAGCAGAGCCGGUGGGCUCCGAAGAUGACCUCACACAUCUGCGAGGCUCAUUUCGUGGGGGGGGGGGACACCAUACGAAGACGGCACAUACUUUGUUGAUAUUAAGAUCCCGAACGAAUAUCCUUUCCGACCUCCUAUCAUGAAGUUUGAAACUAAAGUGUGGCAUCCCAAUGUCAGCAGUCAAACCGGUGCCAUCUGUCUGGACACGCUCUCAACCGCGUGGUCUCCUGUCCUCACGAUCAAAUCCGCACUUCUUUCUCUUCAGUCCCUCCUUAGCACACCCGAACCCAAAGAUCCUCAAGACGCAGAAGUAGCCAACAUGCUUCUACGCAAGCCGAAAGAAUUCGAACGUGUGGCACGGGAAUGGGCUAUUAAUUACGCCGGCGCGCCUAAGAAGCAGGUUGCUGAGGGUAGUGGUGGUGCCACUGAUGCUUCUAUCCGGGAGCAAGAACGUAAAGCAAAGGAAACGGAGGAACGGGAUGCCCUAGCUGCAUAUGAUGGGUAUAACAAAGAGCUUGUCGAUCGUUUCUGUAGCAUGGGAUUCGAUAUAGACCGUGUGGUGGCCGCCUUUAAACACGUUGGCAUCGACCGUAAUAAUGGAGCCGACUAUGAACUCGAGGCAGAAUACGUUGGAGAUGUUACUGCAUACCUCCUAGGUGAAGACUGAAGUGGCUUGAACGAGCGUUCGGAGCUUAGCCGGAGCAUAUUUCUUUCAGCUCGACACUGAUUUUCCUUUUAAAUAGUUUUACUCCCUGGUUCUGGUAGAUAUGAGGUGGUGAGGUGGUAUUAGCUCAGUUUUAUGUUAUCUUUGAGAACAGGUCGACUGUUAUUAAGUCGUUAUAUAAAGAACUUCAGCACUCUCUUGUAGCUAUCCCAAGACUAAACUCACUGAUUGGCGGGUGAUAC
Molecule: messenger RNA, 1486 nt
Organism: Talaromyces stipitatus ATCC 10500
Lineage: Eukaryota; Fungi; Ascomycota; Eurotiomycetes; Eurotiales; Trichocomaceae
Product: ubiquitin conjugating enzyme (UbcA), putative
Exons: 4
Coding region: 720-1247 (175 amino acids)
Molecular function (GO): protein binding
Source: RefSeq, a predicted model, not a curated record